CCAGAGCAGUGUAGUUCGUUUGCGCGGGGGCAAGUUAGUGUGAGCGGCGCACUUCUCCAGGCGGAGGGUGAUGGUUGUGGAGUGAGCGGCUGCGGGGAGUCCUGGAUUGUUCCUUGUGGGGAGGGGGGGACAGAGGCGCCUGGAGCAGCUCGUGCCCAGCUGUGCCAUGUGGCCCCCGAAGUAAUGGACCGGUCCCCUGGUGCCGCUGCAGUAAUGGGCAGCGGCGCUUGCCCUGCUUGGUGCCCGCUCCAGCCUGGCCGGGAUUAACUGUGUGAGGAGCCGCAGGAAGUCUGGCAGUCUGCACAUCACCCUGCGCAUGAGAAGGAAUGACGACUCCAUGAGGGAACUUCUUUUCAAUCACUCAUUCACCCAGUCAUGUUUCAUGAUGCUCCUAGCCAAUAACGUGCCAUUCACCUAGACUGGGAUUUACCCUGUGAAAGGGAGAGAUAGAACAUGAGUCCUAAACAUAACCUCAAGCUCUUUCUUGUGCAUGAUUUUUGGGGUAUUUAUGUGUAAAACCCUGAGCAUUGGGCACAUGCACUGUUAAACCUGCUUUGCUAGAUCCAAGAGCUGCAGCUGUGUGUUGGACUCUGAUAUUUUCUCAUCAUCAUGGCUUCAGUUUGGAAGAGACUGCAGCGUGUUGGGAAACAUGCAUCCAAGUUCCAGUUUGUGGCCUCUUACCAGGAGCUGAUGGUCGAGUGCACCAAGAAAUGGCAACCAGAUAAACUAGUGGUGGUUUGGACAAGAAGAAGCCGAAGGAAAUCUUCUAAGGCCCAUAGCUGGCAACCUGGAAUUAAAAAUCCAUACCGUGGUGUGGUGGUGUGGCCUGUUCCUGAAAACAUUGAAAUCACUGUGACACUUUUUAAGGAUCCCCAUGCUGAAGAAUUUGAAGACAAAGAGUGGACUUUUGUCAUAGAGAAUGAAUCACUUUCUGGACGCAGAAAAGCACUUGCCACCAGCAGCAUCAACAUGAAGCAAUAUGCAAGCCCCAUGCCUACACAGACAGAUGUCAAGUUAAAAUUCAAGCCUUUGUCUAAGAAAGUUGUAUCUGCCACCCUUCAGUUCUCAUUAUCGUGUAUUUUCCUGAGGGAAGGAAAAGCUACAGAUGAAGACAUGCAAAGCCUGGCUAGUUUGAUGAGUAUGAAGCAAGCCGACAUUGGAAAUUUAGAUGAUUUUGAGGAAGACAAUGAAGAAGAUGAAGAGAACAGAGUGAAUCAGGAGGAAAAGGCUGCAAAAAUUACAGAAAUUGUAAACCAGUUGAAUGCUCUGAGCAGCUUAGAUGACGAUCAAGAUGACUGCAUAAAGCAAGCAAAUAUGCCUUCAGCUAAAUCAGCCAGUUCCUCUGAAGAGCUUAUCAACAAGCUUAAUUUUUUGGAUGAAGAGGAGCAAGACUUAGCCAAUUCCAGUUCGAAUCCAUUUGAAGAUCCUGAUGCAGCAGAAUUAAACCCAUUUGAAGAUCCUGAUGCAGAAGACCACGUUACUGAAACAGCUUCAUCUUCAAAACCAGAAGACUCUUAUUAUAGCGAUAAUUAUAAUCCCUUUAAAGAGGAAGGUGCUCCACAGUACUUGAACCCAUUUGAUGAGCCAGAUCCUGAACCUGAAAUGUUUGUAACUGUCAAAGAUUUUCCUCCACAACCUGCCAAAAGGAAAAAUGUAAGACCGGUGGACAUGAGUAAAUACCUCUAUGCAGAUACUUCUAAAACUGAAGAGGAAGAGUUAGAUGAACAGCUCAACAAGGUUGUCAGCAAAAUUAGAACAAUUGGCAGAUCAAAUCCAUUUUAUGAACCAAAAUCAAGCCCUGCUUUAAAUAUUCAAGUUACUCCACUGCAAGAAGCAGAAAAGAUGAAAAGAAAAGCUCCUGCACCACCAGUCUUCUCACCAAAGACGGAGCCAGGAAUGAGUGAGAAUAUGUCAGCUGUUCCUGCAGUGAAGGAGCUUUCUUCUUCUCCUAAGCCAAGCCCAGUACCAAGUCCUGUUUUGGGGAGAAAGCCAAAUGCUAGUCAGUCACUGCUUGUAUGGUGCAAAGAAGUUACAAAAAACUAUAGGGGAGUGAAAAUCACCAAUUUUACUACAUCAUGGAGAAAUGGUUUAUCUUUCUGUGCAAUAUUACACCACUUUAGGCCAGAUUUAAUUGACUACAAGUCCCUGAAUCCUCAAGAUAUUAAAGAGAACAACAAAAAGGCAUAUGAUGGGUUUGCCAGUAUAGGAAUAUCCCGAUUGCUGGAACCUUCUGACAUGGUUUUGUUAGCAAUUCCUGACAAACUGACCGUUAUGACUUAUCUCUAUCAAAUAAGGGCACAUUUCAGUGGCCAAGAACUAAAUGUGGUUCAGAUAGAGGAGAACAGUAGUAAAAGCACAUAUAAAGUAGGUAACUAUGAAACGGACACAAACAGUUCUGUCGAUCAGGAAAAGUUCUAUGCAGAGCUUAAUGAUCUGAACCGAGAGCCUGAAUUGCCCCAGCCUGAAAGUGGUUUGGCAGACUUCGUUUCACAGGAUGACUCUGUAUUUGUAAAUGACAGUGGUGUUGGAGAAUCAGAAAGCGAGCAUCAGACACCUGAUGACCAUUUAACCCCAAGCACAGCUUCCCCUUCUUCUCGCAGGACUCAAAGUGACACUGAUCCACAGAAAUCCCAGCAGAGCUCUGGAGGGACUUCUGGAUCUGAAGAGGCCAGGAAAUGCGGCAGUGCAGAUACAGCACAGGCACAGCCUUUGCUGGGAAGGAAGAAGCUGCUGAAAGUCGACACUUUGGACUUGAGUGACUUGCCACAUGUCAGUGAUCAAAAAAAGGAUGAAUCUCCAACCGUUGUUCGUGAAGACGCUGACAAGAAAAGACACCAGAGUUCAGACAGUACCAUUAGUUUCUCAGAGCAAGAAAAACUGCGACAUACAGGAUCCACAGAGAGCAGGAGAUCAGAUCCUUGCUCACCUGUCAAAAAAACCAGUUUAUCUCCCACUUCUGAAGUUGGAUACUCUUAUAACAAGGAUGCAGAUCUUACAAAGAAAAAAUCUGCUUCUCUGAAGCCAAUAGAGACCGAUUCUGACACUGACACCAGAACAGUUAUAAAUCACACAGAUCAAACUGCAAAAACUGCACAGCAACGAAUAUUGUCAAGACAAGAAGAACUUAAAGAACGAGCAAGAGUUCUUCUUGAGCAAGCAAGAAGAGAUGCAGCUUUAAAGGCAGGAAAUAAACAGAUAACCAGUACUAUCACCCCAGCCCACGCUAAGCAGCUGAGCGAUCAGCAAGAUGAAGAGCGACGUCGGCAGCUGAGAGAGCGAGCUCGUCAACUAAUAGCAGAAGCUCGAUCUGGAGUGAAGAUGUCAGAACUUCCUGCCUACACUGAAAUGGCUGCAGAAAAGUUGAAAGAAAGGUCAAAGGCGUCUGGAGAUGAGGAUGUUAAUACUGAGAUAAAUACUAAUGAGGAGAUUCCUGAAUGCUCUAUUACAGAAGGUGGAGAUGAAUUUACUAACCUAGAAAAUGACCUUGAUUCUACUGCAGAACAAAACAGUAAGUUGGUGGAUUUGAAGCUGAAGAAGCUCCUAGAAGCUCAGCCACAGGUGGCAAAUUCACUCUCCAGUGCUGCUCAGAAAGCUGUAACUGAUAGCUCAGAGCAAGACAUUAAGAAUGGAACAGAAGAACAUCGUGCUGAGCGAUUACAAAAAGCAACAGAACGUUUUAGAAAUCCUGUUGUGUUCAGCAAGGACUCUACAGUCAGAAAAACUCAGCUCCAGUCUUUCAGUCAAUAUGUUGAGAACCGACCAGAGAUGAAAAGGCAAAGAUCAAUACAGGAAGAUACAAAGAGAGGAAAUGAGGAGAAGGCAGCGAUAACUGAAACUCAGAGGAAGCCAUCAGAAGAUGAAGUGCUUAAUAAAGGGUUCAAAGACACCAGUCAGUACGUUGUAGGAGAAUUGGCAGCACUAGAGAAUGAGCAAAAGCAAAUUGACACCCGUGCCGCGCUGGUGGAGAAGCGCCUUCGCUAUCUCAUGGACACAGGAAGGAACACAGAAGAAGAAGAAGCUAUGAUGCAGGAAUGGUUCAUGUUGGUUAAUAAGAAAAAUGCCUUAAUAAGAAGAAUGAAUCAGCUUUCUCUUCUGGAAAAAGAACAUGACCUAGAAAGGAGGUACGAACUGCUGAACCGAGAGCUAAGAGCAAUGCUUGCUAUCGAAGAUUGGCAAAAGAAUGAAGCCCAGAAAAGGCGAGAGCAGCUUUUGCUGGAUGAACUUGUAAUUCUCGUUAAUAAACGUGAUGCCCUGGUCAGAGAUUUGGACGCCCAAGAAAAACAGGCCGAAGAAGAAGAUGAACAUUUGGAAAGAACUCUUGAACAAAACAAAGGCAAGAUGGCCAAGAAGGAAGAGAAAUGUGUCCUUCAGUGACUGGCCUUCCUGGAGCAGAUGCAGUUGCAUUUUGUAGUCCAGACCUUUCUUAUAUUUUUAAAAUACUGACCCCAAGACUGAAAAAAAAAUAUUACCAUUCAAUAUUUCAAACAAAAUUAAAACGUUUGCCCUUUUGUUAGGCCAGCUCUAUACUGCAUUAUUUUCUGGAUUUCUUAUUUUUUUCCACUCAAGCAAUAUUGUCCCAAACUAGCUUUGUACUAUGAUUUAUUUGUGAGCUUAGUUGUCAUGUUGAAAUUCUGUUAAAUACAUUUGCACAAAAACAUUGUUGUGGUGGUGAUAUCAGAAAUAUUUAAGAGAAAAAAAUCUGUCUGGAUUUCUUUAGCUGGAGGAAGAAUGAAUUCUGAAAUAAAUAUGUUUUUGUUGUAAUAGAAUUAUAGAGGGAAAAAUAGAAAACAAAAAUCAUUCUGAAUGGUUUCAUCUAGUCCUGCCAUAUGUAAUACUUAAUAAGCUAUCUAAAUUUUAUAGUUACAUGUGAUUCAAUCCAGUUAUUAAAAUGUGCUAUAUUUACCAGUGUUUAUUUCUGCAGCGUUUUACAUUUUAUUGUAUGUAUAAUAUAAAUUAAGACUGUCUGAUUUGCUCAGAGACUAGUUCUUUAACAUAUGGUUUGAAAAAGAGCCUUGUGUUCUGAAGAUGUGACGUGAGAUGGGGCUAAUUGAAGUGCAUCAGUUUACAGAAACAUUUUGUCAUUAAAGGCUAUGCCAUUUUUUGUAAUUAUUUAUUACAUCUAGUUUUGUUCCCUUCUCCAUUUUGUUGAACCUCUGCAUUGGCUCCAGAACGCUGUUCAUAUUUAUUCUGUACCUAUUAAAGUCUGUUGUGCCAUUGUGUGCAAACCCCCUCCCAAUUCAUGUUCCCUCCGCUUACAUCGCGCUCAUUUUUGUGACAACUGUUUAUUUAUUACAAGACUGAGUCAUAUAUAAAUUUCCAAUAAAAGCCGAAUCUUUCUUA
Chelonoidis abingdonii (Abingdon island giant tortoise) is the source of this 5340-nucleotide messenger RNA. It is a transcript of the gene EHBP1, whose product is annotated as EH domain binding protein 1. Lineage: Eukaryota; Metazoa; Chordata; Testudines; Testudinidae. The record is from RefSeq and is a predicted model, not a curated record. Gene Ontology annotation, molecular function: protein binding.